Annulohypoxylon maeteangense is the source of this 827-nucleotide messenger RNA. Its product is annotated as Sec61beta family-domain-containing protein. The transcript is spliced from 4 exons. Gene Ontology annotation, cellular component: Sec61 translocon complex. NCBI's taxonomy places the organism in Eukaryota, Fungi, Ascomycota, Sordariomycetes, Xylariales, Hypoxylaceae. The coding region runs from base 165 to 503 and encodes 112 amino acids. The record is from RefSeq and is a predicted model, not a curated record. Gene Ontology annotation, biological process: intracellular protein transport.
GGAUUUUAUUUGGAGACAGCUCUUGAUUAUUGACCACGCCAUACUUCACACGCGACUUUCCAUUCUUCCGUCUACUUUCACCUUUCAUAUCUUGAUCAACAACAGAGUGGGAGGUUUCGUUGUUCUUAUUCCAUCUAUACUUCGUUUAUCGCCUAAUUUUCGCAAUGUCUUCCCCUCGAGCUGAUUCCCCCGCCAACUCGCCGGCUGCCACUGGCGCCAGCACCGGCCGACCUUCAUCCCCUGCACCCCCAGGAGGCGCACGAACUGCCAUCCGACGAAGAGCCGCUGCCGACCAGAAGGAGAAGAUCGCAAAUGCGCGACCGAGCAGCACCAGAGCUGCAGGUGCGGGUGGUAGCAGCAGCACAAUGCUUAGACUCUACACCGACGAAUCCCCUGGCCUAAAGGUCGAUCCUGUUGUUGUUCUGGUUCUCUCGCUCGUCUUCAUCUUCAGCGUUGUCGCAUUACACGUUAUCGCGAAGAUCACUCGACGAUUCUCGAGCUAAACUGGUGAUGUUUGAUGAUGGUUGAAUAUAUUAAUAUAACUGCUCUAUGAUCACCGAACAUGGCGCGGCGCCGAAAAGCUGCGACUUUCGACUGGGAAUGGAGUAGACGAUCGAUGGAAACGGAGGAAUCCGAACAUCAGCAACGAUGUUAACCCAACUUUACCUACCAGUCCAGAACCACGACACAGUUUCUGGCGAGCUGGCCUUUGUACUAUAUCAAAACCUGGCAGGCUCACGCAAAAAAUUUCCUUUGCCUCUACCGAAAUGACAUUAGACGAGCGAUCUAUGCAAUUUUGAGAUUUUCAGAAAUGAGUACAAGUACGG